GAUAGAUAUGUUUCGUACGCACAAGCUCGCAAAAAUUAAAGGCAGAAGAAUCCUGCUUCGUUCGGCAGUCACUGUUACUCAAUUUGACAGACUCAAAACUAACUUCACAAAACACGCACACAACACGAACAUUACACAUAGAUAGAUAGAUCCGAGAGAGACGUUUUGGAAGAGAAAUAGUGUAACAAUUAGAAACUCUUACGCAAUAGAAAGGAAACAUGUUUGUGAGUUAUUAGGGGGUUGGACUCUAACCACCGUUACUCUAUUUCUCUCUUAUUACGGACCCUCAAACAUUGACAUUUCUCCAUCCAUGUAACCUCUCAAGAGACAAUACCCCUUUCACCAUCCCUACUCUCUAUCUUGUGAACCAUAAACGUCCCACGUACAUCAAAUGCUCUAAGUAUUAUCAGAAUUAUGCAGCACCAUUGCAUGGUUCUAUAUUAGCCGUCCAUGUGUUGACAAGUCAAGAAGUCACUUAAGCUAGUAGAGCCUUGAGCUGCUUAGAUCCAACACAUCUCUAGGAAAACUCAAGCGAUCUGAUUCUGGAUACAAGCAUUUCUGCACAUCAUACUGAAACUAUAUUAUAGAAUAUCCAAUGCAUGAAUCAUUGACCAGGAUCACCCUUUCUCCAAGAAGAUUUAGACCCAUUCCUGAACCCUAUCCUUCAUAUCUCCUCUAUAUUUCUGCACUUAUUGUCUUGUGGGGUCUCCCAUGAACUUCAAGAACUCUGACACCAUUUUUGUAAUACUUUUAAAAUUUGAAGAUGAACCAUUUAUGAUCAAAAAUAACAGAACCGCAUGAUUGAAUAAAGUACUGUACCAUUUAAAAGUCGACUGACAUGUUCAAACAUUUAAUGAGGAGCUUUGAUAUACUUCUACUUCGGCAUGUAUAUAUGUAUAUAUAAACCCGUUCUCCACCUUGUACUCUCAUCCCAAUACACAUUUUCUCAUCACAACAUUACAUCCAUCAAAUCUAUAUCUUGUUCAUCAAUCAUCUCCUCCUACUAAAAUGAAGACCAAGUUCAUCAAGUCCUGCGAAAAGAAACUAAAGAAGAUGACAGUCUCAACACCUUGUAAGUUUUGCGAAAGAAUUUGCUUGGCGUUCAAGAGGGAAGCUGAGGUGAUACCAAAAGAUGUCCCUAAGGGACACUUGGUUGUCUAUGUAGGUGAGGAGUCCGUGAGGUUUGUGAUUAAGAUCAGCUUACUUGCACACCCACUCUUCAAGGCACUGCUGGAUCAAGCACAGGAUGCUUAUGGUUUCAGUGCAGACGCCAGACUAUGGAUUCCAUGCGAUGUGAGCACCUUCCUCGAUGUUGUCCGUUGUGCUGGUUCUCCACAGUAUCAGAACAGUUGUAUGUGUAUCUAGGAAGGUUCUUCAAGGAACUCAAGGCAUUCUUUUAUUUAUCCAGAGGGGGCCAUGUUUCCAAAGAGUGUUGGUUAAUGCUAAGCUAUUGCAGUACACUAAUAAUGCAAAACUUUUUGAAUUGAUAUGUUAUCAGCUAGGCAAGCUGUAAACACGAUUAAAAUUAUGUAUCAUUACUUCUCCAGCUCCAUAAAUAUACAUGAAGCCAUUAACGCAAGAAUAGAAGGCAUUAAUCCAUGAAAAUUACUAGAGAAACAUACAAACCAAGUAACUGAAACCAUAUAUACAGCUCUUUAACAAAUGUUAUCUGUGGUGAGGGCAGAGAAAGAGAGAACAUAAUAGUUUGCUUCUCACACAUCUCAAGACCAAAAUUAGAUAUUAUGACCAAGAGUUUAGUCUUUCAUACGAAGCUAGACUAAUGAAUAGAACAAGGAGACUCUAGCAUUGGCCAUGAAAUCCAAAUCAUAGCAACCAAUGUUCCACAUUGCACCAAUCCAAAGAAUGCAUUAACAUGUUAGUAUUGACAAAAAGAAGAUCAAAAUGGCUACUAGAUGAUAGGUACACUUAAACCCAAGCGUUACAUCCAAAGGGUUAGGAUCUAUUAACCAUUCCCAAAAUGACCACCUUCAUGGUUUUGAUAGAAGCAAGAUAUACACAACGGACAUUCUUGUUCAAAUGAGUAGUUGUAUCGUACUUCCUUCACACGUAAUCCUAUGUGCUUACAUACAUCAAAUGGAUGGCAUUCAUAUCAAUCAACUGUACUGUGACUCUAAAACCAAAGGAACCUAGUCAUUGUCAUCUCAACCCAUUGAUCAAAUUCUACAUUUCUCUUCUCCCAAACCUUCUACCUUCUACCUUUUACCUGCGCAUCUUUACACCUAGCUGCUAAGUAAAACACUAACCAAGCCGCCAUGAAGUAAACUUCCAAAGCAGACUGGAUCACAGUAGCAAAACUUCUCCCCCCACAACUCGAAUCAGAACCCAUCUGAACAAAGAAUCGCCUCUAGACACUUAUUAAGCUGCACAGCCUGAUGCAACAGAAGAGACACCACGUACCAAACCUUCCUUCACAAUCUCCCUCGAAUACUCCACGGUGGCAUAACAGCGAAAGGCAUCAGCUUUAACCUCACAAAGGGCCUGAAACUCUCAAAGUCCUUGUCUUCGGACAGAUUAAUUCUACUUUUGUCUGAAUGUAUCGAUGUUCUAAUCAACUCUGAUGGGCCAUAUGGGCUUUUAAUUGGGCCUUAGCAACUGAGAAGUUUGAUGUCGAAUCACUCCUAAUAUUUCAUCUCCAUGCAUAUUUUUUUGUUGGAAAAGCUUGGAGGACUAAUCAUCAAAAUGUAAUUGAUUGUCUUCCAAGUUCCAAAUAACAACCUUAUUGUUCAACGUAAACUUGUACCAGAAAUUAAAAGUGAAAUGGGAGACAAACUCACUCUAUUCAACUUACUAGAAAAGUCAACUAUGAUGGAUCAGCACUAUCUUUAAUUUGGUUGUAAAAAGUUGCAAGAGACUGCUAUUGGUGGACCAUUAGACCUAACAUUCAAACAAAAAGUUUCAGUUAUGUUUUACCUUAUUCUGAUGCAAUGUCAGAUGAUCAGACCUAAAAUGGUAUGGAUUUCUUUUAAUUUUUGAGUUUGCUUCCGUUUCGUAUCAGUUAGUUUGUAGUAGUCAGAUGGAAUAGCUCACUUACUGGACUGAUUCUUCCAUAUUAGCCACAGUCUUCUGAGAGUGGAGUCUUAUUAGUGGAAUAUUUUCCAGUCUUAUAAAAAUGAAAUGCAAAUUCUGUGUGUAACCUUUAAAACGGAAUAUUGAUCAUUACACUUU
Molecule: messenger RNA, 3186 nt
Organism: Brassica napus (rape)
Lineage: Eukaryota; Viridiplantae; Streptophyta; Magnoliopsida; Brassicales; Brassicaceae
Product: auxin-responsive protein SAUR50-like
Exons: 1
Coding region: 1009-1365 (118 amino acids)
Biological process (GO): response to auxin
Source: RefSeq, a predicted model, not a curated record